Molecule: messenger RNA, 1507 nt
Organism: Impatiens glandulifera
Lineage: Eukaryota; Viridiplantae; Streptophyta; Magnoliopsida; Ericales; Balsaminaceae
Product: 7-deoxyloganetin glucosyltransferase-like
Exons: 3
Coding region: 19-1446 (475 amino acids)
Molecular function (GO): UDP-glycosyltransferase activity
Source: RefSeq, a predicted model, not a curated record
UUAAAUCCAAAGUGAGAAAUGGAGAUUGCUCAUGCAGUUGUGAUAGCAUGCCCAGCUCAAGGCCACAUUAAGGCCAUGCUGAAGAUGGCGAAGCUCCUACACCACAAGGGCUUCUACAUCACCUUCGUGAACACCGAGUUCAACCACAACCGUUUCCUCAAGGCCCGAGGACCCCAAGCCCUAGAUGGGGUUCCCGGUUUUCGGUUUGAGACAAUUCCGGAUGGCAUUCCACCUUCUAAUGAGGACGCCACACAGGACCCGGGAGCCAUCUGCCAAGCCAUUCGCACCAAUAUGCUUUCGCCAUUCAGGGAGCUCUUGUCCAGACUCAACCAAAGAGGGUCUGCAUGUCCUCCGGUGACUUCCAUCCUGUCUGACAUCUCUACGCCGUUCACAGUUGACGCUGCACUAGAGCUAGGGAUACCCGUGGUUCUAUACUCUAGUUUUGGUGCGUGUGGUUUCUUUGGAUUGGAUCAAUUUCGUGUCCUCAAGGAAAGGAGUCUUACCCCACUUAAAGACAAGAGUGAGCUGACGGAAGAGUAUUUAGACACUAAACUGGAUUGGCUACCGACCGGAUUCGGCAACCUUUGUCUGCGUGACCUACCAUCGUUCUUCCAAACCACUGACCCAGACGACCCAUUGUUCAACUUAUCCAUGGAAGCAGCCGAAGCAGUACCUAGGGCCUCCGCGCUAGGCAUUGAAACCUACGAAGCCCUCGAGCCUAAAAUCCUAAAUCAUCUUUCUGCCAAAUUCCCAAAAGUUUUCGCUGUGGGUCCUCUUCAGUUACUCCUCAACCAAAUCUCGUUGCAUAACCUAGACUCCGUCGGGUAUAACCUCUGGCCUGAGGCAGCAGAAUGCCUGGAGUGGCUUGACACGAUGGGAGACAACACGGUGGUAUAUAUCAACUUCGGUAGCAUCACCCUGGUGACUCCACAACAACUGAUCGAAUUCGCGUGGGGUCUAGCCAACAGCAACAAACACUUCAUGUGGAUAAUCAGACCUGAUCUGGUCAUGGGCGAGUCUGCGGUUCUACCUCCUGAGUUCUUCGAAGAAACUAAAGGGAGAUGUUUGAUCACGAGCUGGUGCGACCAAGAGCGGGUCCUUAACCAUCCUGCGGUUGGAGGAUUCCUGACCCACAGCGGAUGGAAUUCGACGAUUGAGAGCCUGUCUGCGGGUGUGCCGAUGAUUUGCUGGCCUUUCUUCGCCGAUCAACAGGAUAAUUGUAGACAUGCUUGUGAGGAGUGGAAGGUGGCUCUACAGAUUGAUAAUGAUGUGAAGAGAUUUGAAGUAGAGAAGCUUGUGAAUGAUUUAAUGGAGGGGGAGAAGGGGAAGGAGAUGAGAGGUAAUGCUUCGGUGUGGAAGAAGCUGGCAGAUGCGGCCGCAGCUCAAGAUGGCUCAUCCUCCAUUAAUUUGGACAAGUUGAUUAGUGUCUUAUUGGCCAAGGUUUAGGCUAUUACCUUUUGUUUAAAUCUUAAUUAUUUUGUCAACUAAUAAGGUUUCUUGGUUUGUG